AUGAGUGAGCCGGUGAAAGUUCCAGCCACGAAAAAGAAGAAAGACGCCAAGGACGUCGACUACAUCUAUCAGAAAUACGACCACGAAAACUUUGGGUGUCUGGACUCUUAUCAACUUCAACAGUACAUUCGCAAUGAAUAUCACGUCGACAUGCCCGACGCAAAGGUGAAGGAGAUCAUUAGUGAGAACAUCCGGAAGACGACAAAAGGGUCUGACAAGACUCAUUUGCAUCGCGACGACUUUCUUAAUGCGGACAAAUUUCUUGAGAGUAAAAAAGACGAGUUGAUUAAAGAAUACGGAGAAGUGAAAACUGAGGACUGGGGGUUUUACAAACAAGAAAAAGAAUACGACCAAAGGUACAACGAAGAUAAGAAAAAGGUAUUAAAAACACAACCAAAGCAAUUUCUAGUAUUACCUAAAGGUGCUGUGAUACCAGCAUUUUCAUUUCAAUCUGCCGUGUCGAAACCAUUUUCCGAUGGGUCAACUACAACAGCGUUUAACAUUUGUUGUGAUCACACUUCAACACUCCCAAGCCCAUAUUUUGGGUCAGACAAAUUUGCAGAGAUGCAUAACUACUCGAAGGCUUCGGAGAACAUUUUGAAGAAUAACGUUUCACUUAAACAAGAGUAUCUACACUUAACUCCAGUGUCUGAAGACACUACAAAUUGCUCGAAUAAUAUCAAAGACAAAUCCCUCUUUGAAUUUCUCUCACCCGACGAGAGCUUUGAAUUUAAACCGAUUAGUAUCAAAGAUAAGAACAACACAUUAACCAAAUUUGCAAUUAAAAUGGAGAGCAUAACAAUGGAGAACGACAACAACUUCGACAAGAUGCUUGUGCAGUUCUUCUUUGUCGAUAAAACCACAAAUCAAAAGAUGACUGAUACAACGGGAGUCAUUGUGACUAAAGGAGUUGCCAAAGACUCUUUCAUUGUAUUUGAAACUACGAAGAAGGUGAUGGAAAAUCUGUACGUUGUGAUGAAGGUGGCGCUCGAUACUGAAGAAGCACUUGCAAAAAAGAGCCAGAAGACUUUUGAUACGAGGAAGUCGACUUCACAGAAGACGGCGAAACAACCGAAGGUGACGAAGUCGUCGUCGACUGUUAUGGCGACUAAGAGCAAAUCGGGUGAUAUCGAACAUCCUUUUGUGUUGUUUUGUGGGACUGGGGAGCUUGAGAAGAAACGAAGCAAAUUUGAGACGUGCGACGAGCACCAGAAACUUGAAAUUCCAAAAAUAGAAAACGCCGAAAUUCAUCAAGUGAGUGACAAGCAUGGGUUGGGGAUGUCUUCAAAAGGGCCUCAAAAAGUGAAUCCGCUUGACAUUGAAGCGAUUGAAAGAGCAGGAACGACUGAAUUACCACCCGUUGAGAAAGAAGAACGUGGUCAGAAUGUGGAUAGUAAGACUGAAAAGAACACUCCGAAUGAUGAACAGAUGUGUUUCAAUUACUCUGGGACGUUAUUUAAUGUCGAAGACUGGGACAACACAAGUUAUGAAAAGAAGAAGGACAUCAAUAUCUUUAAUAAGGAAGUGAUAAUAGGCAAAUUCACUGUUCAAGCACUUCAAUUGGAAGACCACUUUUUGGACUCCUUCAACCAAUAUGACUGUUGUCGAACGAAACAAAACUUGGAUGAAAAGGUCCAAGGAGAUAUAUUUGCGUUGGAGAAUAUUGGGAGAAGAAGUGUUACGUGCUGCUUUACUAACAUGUUCUACGACACAUUGAUCAUCAACUUGAAAGAAGCAAAUUUGGGGAAAGACAAGAAGGACGGCAUUUUCUAUGUGAGUGUCCAUUUAAUUGAUACGGAUCAACCAAAAGACACGUUUCUUGCGUUUCACCCUCUUUUGAUGGACGGGAAGAUGAAUGAGAACUUCACGAGUCAAACGUAUGUCAUUCAAAAAACAGUAAAGAUGUAUGACGAAAUCAAAGUGAAGCUUCCCACACCAAUUAGCUUCACUACCACUCUUGUAUUCACCAUCGAAGAGUUUGGGAACAACUCGUUGUCUUCAAGAGAUAGAAAACGAUACGCCACUUUGCCAUUGUACGAGUCGAAAACACCAAUUUUUGAUAGAACAGUCACUGUGAAAUUGGCGAACUCCGAACCUUCACUGAAAGAACUUUCAACACUGGACGUGGCCGAUAGAGGACCUUCUUUGAAACUGUCAAUCACGUCGUUGGCAACAGGAUACCCAUCUUCGUCGUGUUUAUUUGAUUACUUCACUCCGAAUGAUCAGGUCGGGCUGAAACAUCUCGAGAACCUCCCAACACAACUUCUCACGGAGUACUUCCAAGCGAUUCUCGACACUGAAUUUCUGAAGAUGGUGAAUUUGAAUCGAACGCCACAAGACGCUAAAAAGAAUGAAAUAGUCUUUUUUGAUCACGUGAAUAUGCUUGUGACAUUAAUUGGGAAGUUGUGCCCUGUUGAAUACCCGAUGACACGAAAUCAGUUGCUGCAGAGGUAUAUCUCCUCAUUCAAUCCAUGUCUCACAGAGCCCCUUGUGUUUGCGUCGACCAUAUUAUCGAUAGUGAAUGUUGCGUUGUCUCGAAUUAAAGUGAAGAGUAUGCAAGUGAUUUUAGAUCAUAUGUGGUUUUACCUUGAAAUAGCGGAGAAGUGUAUUAUAGUGUUUGUGUGUCUUGCGUUUGACAAGAUGAAACGACAGAAAAACUUUGUCGACAAAAAUGUGGAGUACUUUGAGAACACCAUUUUAACGGAGUUAGUUGAGAACUUUGCGAAUUUAGUCAUCUUGUUCUCGACGGAUGUGAGUCAGUUUAUGUGCGGGUUAAUACACGCCAAUUACUAUUUUGCGAAGUUCUUCCGAUCGAUGUUGUACUGGUGGCGGAUUGGAAAGAUAGCGGAGAUGAUCGAGAACUACAUGAACCAACUUGCACUUGCUAUUCUACCGAUUAGCGACAAACCAAUUAAAAAUGAAAAGGUCGAGAAGAGCGACAAAAGCGAUAUCAAACGGAAGGUGGUGAAUCUGCCGUAUUUACUAAGAUUUGACUUCUUGGCGAUAUUGAGAGAUUUCGACUUCUUAUUCCAAAAGGAUUGCCCAAAGAGGUUGGAGUUUGAGGACACCACAGAGCUGCCAGAUAUCAUGCGAAAUCAACACUUUUUCCAUGGGAUUUUGAUACGGCAAUUUAUGAAGAUAUUGGUCAAAGAUGUGAGUGGGACUGACUUGCGAAUUGAGAGCAAAGACAUCAAUUUGAAGGACGUUUUAACAAAAAUGGCGGUGUAUUCUAUCGGCUCGUUAGUGGAGAAAUAUGACACUUAUAAGUUUUAUCAAGACAAGAAAGAGAAUAUAGCAGUGAUGCUCUUUCCUAUAGUGUGGUAUGCAAUAGACGAGAAAAAUUACUUUGAGAGAAUCACUCCGUUUGUGACAAAAAUGAUUCAGAAGAAGCAAAUGAUGAUCUCUGAGAAGGAAUUGAAUGAGAUUUAUAUAUGGAAAGUGUUUUACUCGACAUUGAUUUGGGUGCUAAAGAACAUCAACAAAACUACACUGACAAAUUUCUGCACAAAGGAAACAUCGGAACGAAUUUGUGGGCUACUCUUCCACUUGAGACAAGCACUCACAAUCUCUUCACUUCCUAUUUUAAAGAAGUUUAAUGUGAAUGUGGAGUAUGACGAGGCGCGGUUGAAUCUCAUUGAAUUGAUCACAAAGGAUAUUGUGAACUUCGAUGCGGAGAUCCCACUGUUGGAAUCAAGACUGAAACAGAUUGAAGUUGAAACAAAGGAAAUUGAGUUUGACAGAUCUUUAAUAAACAGAAGAGAAACGUUAACUACUGUAGACCAACCAGUCAACCACCGACCAAAGAUGACGCCUAGGUAUUCUGUAAAUUCAGAUAAAGCAAUGCAAGACCUUAUUGAUAAAGUGAGAAGUCCACGUGUGAAACAAAAUGAAAUGAAUAUGUCACUGAAUUUACCGGCAAGAUCAAACUCUGACGCGGCUGAAAAGCCUUCAAAGAUGUCAUCAAAGUCGUCGGUGUCCCCUUCAACACUCAAUUUGAAAAUCAGUGAACCCGAACCAAAGCCACAAGAAGACAAGGUGAAGUCCCCCAAAUCACCAAAGUCGUCGAAACGAACGUCUAUCAAUAAAACGCCAACGCAAAAUGAAGAGAUUGAAAAUACGCCGCAAGCACAAAGCCCUAAAGUCACUCCACUGGAUAAGCCUGAACCGGUAUUUUCAAGAAAGAGUGAUGGAAAUGGCGAGGAAAAGAAGGAAAAGAAACGACAACGAACGCCACAUUUGAGUCGAGACACUACACCACCCCUUGUUCUUUCUGAGACGGAACAAGUUGAAGAAAAGGAAGGGAAGGAAAAGGAGAAGAAGAAACCUAAAGAGCGUUCUCGACGCCUUUCAUCGAGUGGGAUGGGCACGGGGACCCUUAAAAAUGGGAUUUUUGGAUUGAAGAAUAUGGUCGUGAAUGCGUGUGGGAAAAUAGUUGAUGGUGUUGCAAACACUACAACUAAAAUGGUAGAAAUGGUCUCGAUUGAGAAUAAAAAGAAGAAGAAAGACUUUGACUCUUUUAACGACUCGGAAAAUACGACUUCUGAAAUGGAUCGAUCGGCAGAGGAAGUUGAUAGUGAGAGUUAUUUGAUGGCUAUUUUACACACGUUUUACUUAAGAAGUGCAUUAAAAGUCGUUAUUGAUGUAGUUAUGCGACUUCUGGCGACGCGAAGUAUUGUUGGCGAUGAGAUAGAGAACAGUUUGAAAGAGAUCUAUGACACGAUGUUACUCCGUAUUCGAAUUAAUGGAGUCAUUGCAAGUGACAAGUUUGAUUUCAUGUUUAACACCAUUGUGAAAUUUCCAGAGGUCAUGGAAAACUCGGAGAAGAUCACUGAGAUCGUCUUAACUGCGUUAAUGGAUAUGGUCAACGAAAAGGAAAAAAUGGUGAGCACUCUUGCCGUCCAACUCCUCUUCAGUUUACUGAAAACGGAGUUUAUGUUUUAUAAUAAGACGUCGUUCAUGGCAUUGACGAUAUCGGGAGUUAUCGCGAGUUGGAACGAUAAGGAACCGACACGAUUCAAAAAAGUCCUCUCUGGACUCGAUGACGAAUUUAAGAGUCAAACGGAGAUGUCGAAUAAAACUGCGAAACAAAUGGUUGAUGGUAUUCGGCAUACUAUGGUGAAUGAGAACGCCGUUUAUAGUGCGCAACAAUUGUUUAAUGGACAGGAGUUUGGCAUGUUGUAUGAUGUUGUGGGAUACAUCAAAAGUGGGAUCAAAGUGGUGAAAUUUUGUUUGGAGGAUGUGUUAAAUAUACCGGUGAAGUUGUCGAAUAACAACAGCGAAAUGUUUGGAGACAUCUUUAAUGUGAUGUUACAGUACCUUCCAUAUUCCGAUGUCAUAGGAGGGAAACUCGACGUGUAUGUGACCGAACGAUUUGAAGGAGAGAUCCAGGAGAAAGCGAAAAAAUUGGUUGAAGAUGUCAAAGAUGAGAUCAAUCAAUUGCACAUGUUAAUGGACAACGCAAUGCAACAAGUGAGCGACAAAAAGAAGGUUUUUGAAAGGAAGCGAGUCCACUGUGAGAAUGGGAAGAAAAUAGCCCUGCAAUUACUGAAAUGGAUCAAUCGAAUGAAUUUGGUAUCACUUGAAGAUGGAUCUGUCGAACGACUUGAUGAAGACGGAGAGGGCGUGAAAUUGAUGAAUCAGUUCCAAAAGGAAAAUGAUGAAAUUGGAGAGAUCAAUCCUUUGUGUCCAAUCACUACGGAAGAGAUGAGCAAAUUACUGAAAUUGGUGUAUGGGAAAAUUGAAUAUCAAAUUGCUGAGAUGCAACGACUGAAAGAUGAUGAAAUACACAAUCGAAUCAAAAUGAAAGAAAAUGAAGACUUUAAUUCGGCAAUUGCAAGUUACGUGAAGACGAAAUACACUGAUUUGGGAAAUCAAGUUGCUUUGAGUGAUGUUGAAUAUCGAGACUUGCAGGCGUUGUUAAUCAAAAUGUCGAGUCUCGACGAAGAAGUCAAAACGGCGAACGCAAACAUCGAUACGCAAACGAAGGAAAUCACUGAAUUUACUUCCUCGUCGGAUUCAGUCUUUAUGUUUGUUGAAACGAUCGUGAAAAAGACGUGUGAAGUGAAAAAGAUCUUGGAAGGCCUGUUGAUUCGACUUGAAGAGAACGACAACGAACUGAAAAUAGCGGAAGGGUAUAGUGAAGCCCAGAAGAAGUACUUUAUCUGUUCUUUUGAGAAGAAGGCGUGGAUCUACUUGAAUAACAAACAUCGCUUUUUGGGUGUUGAGAAUCACCCGGAGAUGCAUUUUAUAUUCAAAGAGUUUAUUCAGCGCAUGGAAAAUGUCUUUAAACCGACGAUUAAUGAGGAGAUGAAAGAGUGUGUCUCUAUCUGUCAAACGAAACUGCGCAAACUGGAAGAGACGCAACAGGAGUAUUACAUUAAAACAAGAAAUCAAAAUGAAGGGAUCAAAGGCUUUGAUUUAGUGAUGGAAAGGGGGAGUGGGAUUGACAGAAGUAUUACGGAGAGUGUCAUUGGCGAGAAAUGGUUUGCGAUGACUGACGAUGUCGAUGUGAGUGAUGGGAAUGAUUUGAAGGAUUGGCUUGAUAAGUGUCAGUCGCGCAAUGGGGAGAUAGAAGCGACUAUAAAAUCAAUAAGUGAGGAACAAAACUCGUUUAAGAAGUUAGUCGAUGAAAUGAAUAAAAAAUGCGUUCGUUUUGAACAGAAAGAGAGUGAGAAGGUGUACAGUGAAGUCAAGAAGUGUAUGGAGAAAAUUGAACAAAAACUGAAAGAAGAUGUUGAUAUCAAUGUGGUCCGAUUUAUUGAGAGUAAAAGCUUUUGUAUCAAAAAGUGGAAGAAUCUGAUAGAAGAGUAUGAAAGUAAUAUAAAUAGUGCGGGGACACAACACGCGGCCCCAUCGUCACAACUGAUCAAAAUCACUUCAUCGAUGUCUUCGUCGACACUGGCAAAUGCUAAGCAACCCCUUACCCUCUCAACAUCAACAAAGAAAACGCCACUGUUAAGUAUGAGUGUGUGUGAGUCGAAGAGUAUGCGGAACAUGACACCGACGGCACCACGACAAAUUUUCGAUGAAAAGAAAUUGCGAUUUUAUUUAGAUCCAACGAGCUCGAAAUUUCUCUUAAAUUCAGUGAUUGAGUUUAGUGCAUAUUUGACGUAUGAAUUUGGGAAGGAACUGCAUAACGUCGUUGAUAUGAUGAAGGACAUUUUAAGCAAACAAGAAGAACUCUGGAGUGUCGAACAAAAUAAGACUGAAAGAGAUAUGGACAACUGGCUCGACUUACUUGAGAAGAAUGCAAAGACAUACAAAAACAACCCUAAACUGUUUUUGACGUGGAUGCACCAGUCGUCGAACAUCAAUUUGAACAUCAACAGAUAUGUUGUUGCGGGGAAUUGUGAAGUCGUGUGUAUGUACUAUAUCUUUAACAUCAUCAAAGAAUUUAAAGAAGACGAAGACAUCGAUGCCUUUGACGUGCAAGUUGUUGAGGAAUUGUUUGGAGACUUUUUAAUUAAGCCAGAAAUCACUAAAAUAGCGAACCACUCGUGUUGUACGCUGGACGCACUAUUAAAAAGUGCGUGGAGCGCAAUAGAAGACUUCCAUAAAGGAGAACCGUGGUUUGCGCACCAAAUGUGCCAAUUUUUGAUGCCGUAUUACUCUCGGACGGGAAACAAUAAAAUGCUUGAAGAAGUGCAUGCGACUAUGUCGAAAGUGUGUGCGGACAUGUCGAAGAGAUCAUCUGAGUCGUUUUUCUUUGUAUCCCUCGGCGACAUUGAAGACGAUCAACACAACUUUGUGUAUUCCUCUUUGCUUUCUAAGAAGGAGUUUACUACGGAGUUUAUAGGAGAGAAGAAAAUCAGUGUAUCAAGUGAUGAAAAGAAGAGGAUGACUAUUGUGAGACAGGUGUUCCCAGUGAUCAAUGGGAAAGUACUUCGAAAGAUGCCCGUCCAACUGACUCCGUCGAACACUUUUGUCUUUGAAACCGACGAGUUGUACCAACAAGAAUAUGAAACACAGAAAGAUGGGAGUUCUUCGAAGUCGAAUGUGUCUUCGUUGUCAAGAAAAUUGGUCGAAGAGAACGAGACUGAACUGUCGGAACUCCCCCUCACAUUUAUUGGGAUGAAUAGAGUCAUAAUCACAGCUGAAAUGAAAUUGCCAUCGUCACAUAGAAAAGUACUUGUCGACCAGAAGAUGCACAGCAAAGUGAUUAAGAUGAAGCCGGUCGAGAAAGCGAUUGAGGUAUGUACAUACUACAUUGAGGAAUUGGAAGAACUCAAAACAUUUUCAAACAGCGACGAUACAACAAAGGAGCUCAGUAAGUUGCUACUUGAAAUUUUGGGAGAGAAUAAGUGGAAUAUCGUGGAGAUCUGUAACCAAUUCUUAUGCGGUGAGAUAGAAGAAAACGACUUGGAGCUUUACGUCAACUUAGAAAAGAAGUUAAUGGAACUUAAGACAAUCUUGAAACAAGCUAUAGAUAAAUACAAUUCAUUCAACCAAAUUGGUGACGACUAUUUGCGCAACACAACAUUGUUUAAAAGAGUCUUCACAAAGUUUGUAGCGUGUCUGAAGGUUGGCAGUAACAAAGUCAACACAAGAAUCGAGGAGUCUGCUGCCCUUGCAAACUAA
Molecule: messenger RNA, 8577 nt
Organism: Entamoeba invadens IP1
Lineage: Eukaryota; Evosea; Mastigamoebida; Endamoebidae
Exons: 1
Coding region: 1-8577 (2858 amino acids)
Biological process (GO): positive regulation of GTPase activity; small GTPase-mediated signal transduction
Molecular function (GO): guanyl-nucleotide exchange factor activity
Source: RefSeq, a predicted model, not a curated record